CGCCACAGCGGCUGCGGCCCCCACUUCCCCCACGAUUGAUCGUCCUCCAUGGCGGUUCCAAUUGAGCGUUGGCGCGUCAAGCUGCGCAUUGAGACACCAAACGCUGACGCUGAUGCGUCUUCUUCCCAUGUUGACGCUGUGGAGCCAGAACAUGAACAUGCCAACAUGUCUUCACCAGCACCAGCUUCAGCUCCCGUUGAACAAGCGGUUGCUGCGUGAGAGCCCAAACAACUCUCUUCAUCAGUUUCAGCUGCACCUGCCAACGAAGUUGGUGCUACAGAGCAGGCUGGAGCUAUGGAUGCGAAUGAUUCUUGCGUUUUGGAGAUCCUGGUGAACCUUAUAAAGGGCAAAAGGCCACAUUGGUCAAAACCAUCCAGGUUGAACCACGAAUGGUCAGUGGUUCUCCGGGUUUCUACAAUUUGCUCAAAGACUAUUUCAUGACGUUGGACGAUGAGCAGUUUGGGAACCCUAUGGAAUGAGUCUAAGCAACCACUUCUGCCCAAGCAUAUGCAGCACUUGAAAGCACAUUGUCGUGUGGGUGAUGAUUUCCGGCACAGCGAUGAUGAGGGCCAUUCUUUGGAGUCUUUGACUGAGUUUGUCUCCCGGCUGUUGCCCUACUGGAAAGUACCAAAUUCAGAUUCAGCCAAUGUGACCAAUGUGGAACAGAUCGAUCAAAAUGCCAAGACAGAUGUUGAGCAAAAGGCGGACGGGGCAAUGUCCGACGGUCUUACUGCUGCGCUGGAGCAUGAGAUGGAUAAGUUCGAACAAGACAUCAGCGAGGACCGUAUCCCACUCUACCGUCUGGAAAACACAUCGAUCACUUGGGCAACUGGUGUUGGCCUGGGAUCCUACUUCGCUUUGAAGCGAUUCCGGCCGAGUAUCGCGUUCCCUUGGGAUGUCGUGCCUCCCUUUGUCACCUUCUGGCUUACUCACAGGUUUGCGCAGGCUGCGCAAAUGCCACAGGUUUGGGACAGCUUGCUUGGAUUGCCAUCGCCCCUUGGGGACACAGCUCGCGGUAUUUUGGCAGCUGUGCGUACAGACAAGAGGCUGCCUUCUGAAGACUUCAAUCGCUUACGUCCAAGCGUCAGCGCAAGCGGCGCAAACCUUCAGGUUCUUUCGAAGGACACUGAGACUGAGGCAGGCACCACAUUUGGAGCUGGUGUUCCCGGAGUAGCUCCACACGAGGAACCCAAUGCAUGGGGCGGAUCAUGGGGAGGUACAAGCGACAAGUGCGUGUUUGCAGACUCAAACCGAUGCAACGGAAGGGGCGCCAAAAAAGAAAGCAGCCGCUCCACCAAGCUGAGUCACGGCAUCCUCUUCGACAUGGAGAACGGUGAAGGUCAAGAUCCACAGGAUAAAGCCCCCAAACGCUGCCGACUCAGACACGCUGGACUGGAGCGGGCGAGCGCGAGAGCGAGACGGAGGAGAAGGGGAAGACGGAGAGGGGUGCGAGCCACAGGCACAUCUUGGGAAGAGAUCCGCGCGCGAGCGGCGCAGCAGGAUGGCCGUGGCGCUUGAGUGUGAGAAGGGGCCACCGCAGAUGCGCUAAAGCAAGCGACAAUCGUGUCAGGCCAAGAAAAUCUCGCGAGGGUCACACAGGAGAAUCUCAGAGCGAGCUGCGCUGCGCAGACAGUUGGCUGACUUAGUUUUGCGCAGUUCCUCCUCAAAAUUCGCAGCGUUUGGCUGGCGAGGGCACAGUGUAGUUGGUGAAAUAUGAAUGUGCCCGAAAUUAG
Durusdinium trenchii is the source of this 1733-nucleotide messenger RNA. Lineage: Eukaryota; Dinophyceae; Suessiales; Symbiodiniaceae. The record is from the annotation of a GenBank genome assembly.